UACUCGUCCUUCUUUGUUUGGCCAUUGGCAUUGGGGACACGGAUUUUUUUGCAUUCUUUGUCUUCACCACGUCCGAUCGAUCGUUCCGUCGCACCUGUGCUCGCGUUCUCUGUGUAUUGCGUUACCAAAGCUAUAGUGGUUGGCUUUAGAAUAGAUGUGGAGGCUUGAUCCAACCUGCAGUAAAAGUGACCCAGUGUUUUUUAUCCAGCCAACUACUACGUUUUGUAGUAUCUUGCUGCACUGCCCUCCCUAGUGAUAGUCAGCUCAAUUCUCUACGCAAUGCUGUCCCCCGAGCUGCUGAGGGGCUUGGAUGCCCAUAAAUAUAGCUGUAGUGGCCGCUCCCUUACUGAGCCGGCAUUUCAAAUCUACUGGAACUGGCUGGUGUUGCUGAUGCCACGAUGGCUGGCACCAAACCUCAUCACGUUUAUUGGGCUGCUGUGCAAUUUGUUUGGAAGUGGUGUGUUACUCUGGCACACUCCCCAUUUGACGGAGGCCGCGCCGUGGUGGGCCUACGUCACUGUAGCAGUGAGUCUGUUUAUUUACCAAUCUCUGGACGCCAUCGAUGGGAAGCAGGCUAGGAGAACGAAUAAUUCAUCGCCACUCGGCGAGCUGUUUGACCAUGGUUGUGAUGCGUUGUCCGGCGCUUUCCUAACUCUAUGCACGUUGAGUGUGCUGCGCGUUGGUGACAUGCCUUUAGUGAUGCACUCAUCCCUGAUGCUGGCACUGAGUGUGUUUUAUUCGGCACACUGGCGUGCAUACACGUCGGGAACCCUGCAGUUUGGCCUCAUCGAUGUCACCGAGGCACAGCUGGUCAUGAUCAUUGCACAGCUCGUCGCCGCAUUCGCCGGCCCAGACGUGCUGACGAUGCCGGUAUUCGGAGUCAGUGUGUCGCUCAUUGUGGUCGCGGUGAUCAACGUCAGUGGCGGAUUGGUGUUAGUCAAUAACGUCAUCCAGUCAUUCAGAUCGCGUAACACUGGCCACUGCCGUUCCAAUAGCUGGUUUACACCAGCCAUUCCGUUUGCAGUGUUCAUCACGAGCACUACUUGCAUGCUGCUCACGUCACCCGCUGACAUUGGUGUGGUUGAGCCUGCUCUUGUUGGCGUCUUCUACGGCUGCAUCUCGGCGCAGCUUGCAUCUCGACUCGUCGUGGCGCACAUGAGCAAGACGCCAAUGGAGCUAUUCGACACUUGUCUUGUCCCCAUGUUCUGUGCCCUUGUGAACACUCUUCUGGGUGCACCUCUUCCCGAGCGACCUGUUGUCAUUGUAGCUGCCUUGGUCGCUGCUGCCAACUUGUUUGGAACUGCCGCGAUUAUGUGCCGGGAAAUUGCUCAGCACAUGGGAAUUUAUGUGUUCACGGUUGGCAAGCGAAACGACUGAUUGUGCUGCUCAGUUUUAGUAAAGUGCUGCUACCCUUCAUCUUCCUGUUUCCCUUUCGUUCCCCAAUCUUUUGAGGCGACGUGUUGUUCGGAGACGGGUGAUUGUGAGGUGUGCAGUUGUCGACGUUUGCAGUCCUGCUCACCCGAUUGUGCCUUCUACUACUGCAGCUGUUGGCACUCUCCAGACGCUCUUAGCAGCAUCCGUUUUAGCUCCAUAGUGUAGCUCGCUGUUGCGCUGUACUGUACUUGACUGUCUUCAGAUCAUGAUCACUCGUGCACGUCCUGUGCACUUGACAACACAGACGUGUCAUGUAUCGAUUUUUUUUAAUGUGCAGGUGGCUCAUCAGCAUCUUGAUAUCCGACAUCACUGUUUACCACCCCCUCCCCGCUCCCUGUUAUUUAUUCCCGUACUACACUGUUGUAGUAGGUUACUGCCUUAUUUACUUGGACACAACAUGAGGCCAUUCAUCAUUACGUCUUCGUCACGUCCAAUUUCCUUGAAGAGCAUUGAGCAAAGAAGGAUGUGUAGCUCUUGAUUUGUCAGCACCUGGCAGAGCACCUAAGCUAUCUUGAAGAUGUUGCCACCUUUGUACAGCGUACAUCGCAGACUCAACUCUCCGAAGCUGCUGCUUGUUUGCUUUGCAGGUGUUCUUUUGGACAUGUCCCGUUUUUACUCACAUUAAUCUCUUCCCCUUGAUUUUAAAAGGCUUUUUUAGUUGCCUCUGGUAUGUACUUUACCAGUACAUGAUUAUUAUUAUCCUACUCCCCAGAAAACACCUUUCCAGAUGCUCUAGACUUCUAGUUAGUACUAUCAUGGUCUUGUAGCUUGAUCCAUCUUGUUUGUGUCAAUAACUCCUGCUCGGCAGUGAUUUUGUGAAUGUGG
Sycon ciliatum is the source of this 2259-nucleotide messenger RNA. Its product is annotated as cholinephosphotransferase 1-like. Bases 280 to 1377 code for a protein of 365 amino acids. Gene Ontology annotation, biological process: phosphatidylethanolamine biosynthetic process. The record is from RefSeq and is a predicted model, not a curated record. The transcript has a single exon. Gene Ontology annotation, cellular component: endoplasmic reticulum membrane; Golgi apparatus. NCBI's taxonomy places the organism in Eukaryota, Metazoa, Porifera, Calcarea, Leucosolenida, Sycettidae. Gene Ontology annotation, molecular function: diacylglycerol cholinephosphotransferase activity; ethanolaminephosphotransferase activity.